Cyanistes caeruleus (blue tit) is the source of this 1299-nucleotide messenger RNA. The record is from RefSeq and is a predicted model, not a curated record. NCBI's taxonomy places the organism in Eukaryota, Metazoa, Chordata, Aves, Passeriformes, Paridae.
AUGGCCACAGGGAGGAAGAAACUUUUUGAUGUGUAUGAGGAACCAGUGAGUGGAUACUCAGUACACCUAUUGUACACUACAACAGGUUUGGACACAAUGCUGCCAUAGCAAACUCCUGACAAAGGAGUUGCAACUGGAAGUGAUUCUUAUUUCAGCCUGUACAGCUCUCCAGCAAAGGUGCUUUUUCAUGGCCUUGCACAUUAUUUGACAGUACCCCAUGCAACAGUGCUAAUCAGCAUCACACUGUUUGUCUGCUCUUUGCCUACUAAUUCUGUAUUUGAGUACUGGCUAACCCCUCACCGACCUCCACACGAAGCACAGACACACACAGUGUACUGCUUCCAAGCAAGCAAUACACAGGCAGGGAUGCCUUAGUGCUUCACUACUGACAGCUUUAGCAUAAACAGCCUGUACAAACAUGGCUUGUGGCCACUGUUGUACUCAAAACCCAGCACUAAGGAACAGCAUAAGAAAUGGCUGGUAAAGGACUGGGAAUAAAUCAAGUAUUACAAAAAUACCGUGGGGCAAGACAGACAUCAUUAUUUCUCACUGACUUGGAUCUUCCAGUUCCCUGACCAAGUCACCUGCUACAUUGCCCACUACUAUCCUUACACCUACAACAACCUGCAGGAGUACCCAGUGGCCAUCUCUUAAGGCCCAGUGGUGUCUAAAUUCUGCAAGAUUCACAUCUUAUGCCAUUCACUGUGAAACACAGUGUAUAAUUUAACUAUCACCACCACUACCCCUUCCAAAAGUGGCAAGGGCACUGAGCAGAAGACUGCAAUGCUGAUACUGAGGGUGCAUCCAGGAGAAACUAAGAAUUCCUGGAUAGCAAAGGGCUUUAUGGAUUUCAUUAUUGGUGACUCAAGCAAAGCUCAACUCCCAGACAAUUUUGUCUUGAAAGCGGUACCUAUGUUGAAUCCACAUGGUUUGAUUAUGGGAAAUCACCACUGCAUCUUAACAGGCCAGGAGCUGUACUUCAAAUACAGAUCUAUGAUGAAGAAAUGUUUCCCUUCCAUCUUGUAUAAUCAAAGCAUGGCCAAAAAGCUGCAGACAAAACACUCCUUUCAAUAUGACUUAGAGUCCACAGGACAGUAUUUCCACAAUGUGUUCUUGGACUACUGUGUAAAUAACAAACAGGAACAUGAGAAGGUAGUGAAACUGCAAGCCAGGGUGAAUUCCAAGGUCCUGAAUUCUGAUGCAUUAAACUGGAAUUCCAGCUUAACCCUGACCAUCCAGAAGGCAGUUGUUAUUCCAAAGAAGGUGGCCUUCACCUGUCAGCUUCUGCAGCACAGCUGA